GUUAAUUAAAGCUGUCAAAGCUGUUUUUUAAGCUUUUGUGUCAGGCAGGCCAAGAAUGCUGCUUGAAGGUCAUUACCACGUGGCAUUCAAAAGAUCGGGAAGGAGAUCCAGGAUUAUGUCUCAAGGCUGAGCAGAGAAAGGGAUUGUCAGGAAAAGAAAGAACCUUUUCUCAGUCUUCUGUUGUCAGUCGGUAUCACAACAUGGAUUCAGUUCUUUUUGAUCCUAAAAUUCUUGAAAAUAUUGAUUUCCAGCCGGCGGAAUGUCAUUACAAUCCACCAAUCAAUGCAAUCAAUCCAGGAGAAGACUUGGUACUAAGGCCUCUCAGGAUAUCUGAUUAUGACAAUGGCUUUCUUGAAAAUCUGGAACAAUUGACGGAUGUUGGCAAAGUUUCAAAAGAAAUGUUCGAAGAUUCCUUCAAGAGAAUGAAAAGCAGUGAUGGACUAUACUAUGUUAUCGUAAUAGAAAAUCUCGUGAGUGAAAGAGUUAUUGCAUCAGCGACUUUACUUAUCGAACAAAAGUUCAUCCAUGCCUGUGGUCUGAGAGGAAGGAUAGAAGAUGUAGUUGUAAAUUCAAGUUACAGAGGGAGGCAACUCGGAAAAUUAUUGAUUGAUGCAUUGGCUCUGUUAUCAAAACAACUCGGCUGCUAUAAAGUAACUCUUGACUGUCGGGACGAGAAGAGAGGAUUUUAUGAAAGCCUUGGUUUUAAAAAGGAAGAUGGAAACUCUAAUUUUAUGCAGAUUAGAUUUCACUAAUGCAGUAUUAUUAUUAUUUUUUUAAAUAAAUGUUUAAAAAGCUUA
Messenger RNA from Nezara viridula (southern green stink bug), 797 nucleotides. Lineage: Eukaryota; Metazoa; Arthropoda; Insecta; Hemiptera; Pentatomidae. The record is from the annotation of a GenBank genome assembly.